Leptinotarsa decemlineata (Colorado potato beetle) is the source of this 5992-nucleotide messenger RNA. RefSeq names its product nucleoporin 210 (gene Gp210). The record is from RefSeq and is a predicted model, not a curated record. NCBI's taxonomy places the organism in Eukaryota, Metazoa, Arthropoda, Insecta, Coleoptera, Chrysomelidae. Gene Ontology annotation, cellular component: nuclear pore.
CGUUUGUUUUGAACUCAUGCGGCGAAUUUUCAAAUGAAAUUAUGGCGGUUUUAAAUUUCAGGCCGUUAACAAUAUUAAUAAAUUUAAUAUUGAUAAUUGUUCCAGCAAACAGCUCCAAAUUGAAUGUGCCACGAGUGUUAUUACCAAUAUUUAAUGACUUUUCUACAACUUUUACUUUGGAAGCAACAGAAGGCGGUUGCUAUAAAUGGAGUACAACAAGAAACGAUAUCAUACAACUAACUCCUUUAGAUGAAGAGCCAGAACUGCAAUGCUCCACAAAAGUUGUUGUCAGUACUGUCACUAAAGAGGCAGCCCGAAAUAUGGCUGUUGUUUUGGCAGAGGACGUCCACACAAAGCAAAUGCUUAGAUGUGAUGUAAUGGUUGAUGUGAUUCAUGACUUAUUAAUAUCGACCACAACUCGAGAACUUUUCAUGGAAGAAGCACCAGAGGAUUUUGAAGUAAAAGCUUUUGACGAUCAAGGAAAUGAAUUUUCAACACUAGAAGGUGUAGAAUUUGACUGGAAUAUAGUUUCACUUGGACCUAAUAAGGACACAGUUCUACGAUACAUCACAUUUAGGGAUUCUCCAUAUGAAACACCCCAUGCUAUAGCAAAUCUAGAAAAUGAAGGAAAAAAGGGGUACUCUAUAUUGCUAGAAGGGGUGAAAAGUGGAUCAGCUAAAGUUACCGUCCGCUUACCAUACCCUGAAUACAAACAUGUUGAUACAAAUGAGGUUCAGUUGAUGAUUGUUGCAAAUUUACUGAUCACGCCUCCAGAAGUAUAUGUUAUGCAAGGAGAUACGGUACCUUUUAAGAUUUAUUUUUUGAAAAAUGGGCGUAUGGAAGAAAUUGUUUUACCUGAUCUCCAGUAUUAUCUUGAAGCAGAAGAUAUGGAAAUUGGUUCAUCCAACAAAAAAACUGGCAAUAUUACAGCACUCAAAGAAGGUGACACUCGUAUUGUCCUGCGAGAUAGAAAUGUUGGUGUAAACGAUCCUCUGAUGAAAUUACCUGCAGCAAAUUUUCAUGUUGUUAAACCUGAUUAUUUGGUAUUGAAUAUUUUACCUCACAGAAAUUGGGCUGUUUUGGUUGGCGAUCAUCAUGACAUUGUGGCAGACUUGUACUCAAGUUCGGAUCACAAACUUUAUGUUGGAGGAUCAGUUAAUAUAUACAUGGAAGUUUCUCCGGAAUUCCUAGUUAAUUCUCGGUCACCCAAUGGUAGCUGGUUAACAGGUUAUGGAAUAAAAUCGGGAAUAGCCACAGUACAAGCUUCUUUGGAUGGUGUAUUCAAUGAAAAAACUGGCAAAGUAAGGUUUGACAAACCAGUCACUGCCAAAGCUGAUUUAAUGAUUUACCCUCGAAUCACCAUCACCCCCUCUGAGGUUAUACUUCCUUGGGACCCAUUAACGAGGCCAAAAUAUGCUAUUGAUUUGAUCGCUAAAGGUGGAGAUGGAAGAUUUCUCUGGUCUAGCAGUGACCACAGUAUUGGUAUGGUUAGUCAAACGGGUCAUGUAAAAACCCAUAGCAAUGGUUUCUUUGAGGUGUCUGCUGUAAUGUUACGUAAUCAUCACAAUCGACAAUCUACCAAGUUUAUUAUUUUGCCUCCAUCACGCCUUGAAAUAGUUGAAUUUGUUAUGGAAGCAGAAGUUGGAGCUCCAGUUUAUUUGCAUAUUGCUCUCUAUGCAGAACAAGAAAAAGAUGGUACAACCAUUCAGCUGCCAUUUACUAAAUGCCAAGAAUUACCCUUUCACAUUAAGCAGUCAGAUGCAAAAUUUAGACAAAAUAAGACUGCAGUACUACCUCCUGUUGGGAUAUCAUGUGGAAAUAUUGCUAUGACUGCUUUGGAUGUAGGAACCAGCAAGGUCACUGUCACAUACUUUCAAAAUGGCAAAGCCCUAGAAGACUCCGUCACAGUAAGUGCAUACAAAACAUUGAAUCGAUUAGAGCCCAAGGGAGAAGUCGUGCUUGCUGUAGGAACAUCCAUCAAUUUAGUCUUUGUUGGAGGUCCCAGACCUAUCUUAGGUCGGUUAUCUGACCAUCAAAGAAUUAUAGUCAGCGAAGACGAAAGCAUAGCUCUAGCAUAUGAUAUUACCCAAUUCCAUAUGAUGCCCAGAGAAGACCAUAGCAUAGUUCAAGUUUUUUGCAAAAAACUUGGAGAAACCGACGUCAAACUGAUGAUCUCUAAUACACCCGAAGUUUCAAAUUGUAAAACUAAAACGAGCAGUAUCAUUACAAGAGUUACUUGUGGAAAACCUAGAAAAAUUACUCUUCAACCAGAGUUGAGAAUAGCCGAUGUUGAUGGGUGUCCCAUGGAUUUGAGUUCUGGUAAUGUGGUGGUGCAAAGCACAAAGAACAUAGACAUUGAUGUAACUGUCUACGAUGACUGUGGCAACAAAUUUUUGAAUAUAACCAGCUUUUAUUUGGAUUGGAAAAUAGAUCCCGCAGGCAGUGGAGUGGUCCUUAGUAAUACUGGAGUGUUUCCAAGGAACAUAACCAUAGGUGAUGUUCCUGUCGGUAAUAAAUUCCAUCAGACCCUUCAACCAUCAUUAGACAAAGGUAGUUUGGUACUUAAUGUUACAAUUCGAGGCUACAACCCAUCCGUUUUGCAUAAACAUCAUGUCACAGCGGAAUCUCCACCAUUCAUAUCUGCAGAAGACAAAGGCGUAGAUCUUCCUCCUAUUACCGCAACUCUUUCUCUGUUUCUUGUUGAGGAUACCAUUGUGUCUCCUAAUCUUGUAACAAUAUUCAACCAUCCCGGCAACAGAGUAACAGUUCCAGUAAAACAAGGAUCAGGAUAUUUUGAAAUGGCAUUAAGCUCAGAUGAUAUAGCUCUCAUCAAAUACUCGGAAAGUACUAAAGAAAUAGAAAUCAGUCCUCUGAAAUCCGGGGAACUCACAAUACAGCUUAUUGACUUGUGUCUUGUUUCGAGGCCAGCAACACUUAUUGUUAAUGUUGUUUCUGUUGGUAUUGUUCGAGUCGAAAUGCCUGACAAAGUUGAAGUCGGAAAAUGCAUACCAGCGAUUGUGAGACUGUAUGAUGAAAAUGAUAAUUUGAUGGAUAGUCCUGAGUAUGGAAUGAUCGAUUUACAACCUGAAUUUGAAAAUAAAAUAGCCAAUAUACAGUUGGCAGAGAGAAGUCCAACCAAUCCCUGGGGAGUUGGUGAAGUACACUUCAUUAUCACAGGAGUGGAAAUAGGUGAAACCAAACUUGUAUUCUCCGUUGCUGGCGGUGAUGAAGAAGUGACAAGUGCGCCUAUUGAUUUGCAGGUUUUCGAACCUCUUAGACUGUCUCCAAGAAAUGGGUCAAUCCUUGUUGGUUCCAUGAUACAGUUGGCAAUUAAAGGUGGACCAUACCCUGAUACAAAUGUUAUUUUUGCAGUAGCCUCUUCAAAAAUAGCAACCGUUUCCGAAAAGGGGCUCAUAAGAGGAAAAUCGAUAGGUCUAACUAAAAUUACUGCUCAAGCAGUGGGAAUUCACCCUUCUACUGGACAAAAGGUUAUAUAUUCAGAAGAUACAGUGGAAAUUCAAAUUGUUCAACUGCAAGCUUUAAAAAUCGUGUCAUCCCUACUCAGAUUCAAAGUGGGAGCCACAGUACCUUUUUGGUGUGUUGGUGUACCUGACAUAUCUCCCAUGAUUCUUGGAUCAUUGGAAGAUCCUCCAAUACUUUUCAAGUGGACUGUUGAUGACAAAUUACUUGUAGAUCUGAGUGGAGUCUUUCACCCAAUAGGGGUAUUCAAGAAAAAAACUGACCGGGUAGCUGCAAAGGUUCUCGGUUUGGUACCAGGAAAAACAAGACUAUUUGUCAAUGCUACAGUGCCUGGUCCAACUCUCAACAUUCAGAAUAUUGAAACAGUUAUGUUAUCUGCUUGGAUUGACAUUGAAGUUAUUCAAUCAUUCUCGUUUGUGUUUCCCAAAAAUUUUCUCGGAAAUUCACUGCUUAUGGCUCCGUUCUCAGAGGUACAAUUAGAAACUAAUAUGGAUAGUACUUCAUCAAAAGUAACAUAUUUCUUACCAGGAGACAAAGCACCUUCUACUGAACUACUUGCUGAUAAAUCUAUAACGUCCGAUAUUAUUGUUACCGUCACACCUACAGGUUUACUGCAGUCUUAUGGUGUUCUUGGUCAUGCACUCCUUAUGGCCACAACCACCGAUGAGCAGGGCCUCAAGCAGUACUUAUCAAUAGUCGUUGAAGUGAAACCGAUCCAGUAUAUGAAUCUGAAAGUUAUUGCCAAUUGGCGCAUACACUCUGAUAGUCCUCUCAGGACUCUGCCACUAGGUACCGAAUUUCAACUGAAGGCCACCUUUCAUGAUAAUAUAGGAAAUACAUUCCAUGGAGGCCCUAAACACUUGAAAGUUAGAACCAGUAGGUGUGAUUUGGUAAAAGUAACCGAAGGUAGUGAGGAUGCAUCUGUUUGGAUUUAUACUAAAAAAGAAGGGAAUACGAUGUUGAAAGCAUGGGCAGAAGGUAUCCAAAAAACAGCAGACUACGUGAAAAUUAAUGUUGAACAAUCAGUGAGACCGAUUCUUAGUCGAUUGACAACUGGGGAUGUGAUAUGUUUGUGGACUCCUGUAGUUACGGAAUAUAAUGCACCUGGAACUUGGAAGAGCAGUGACAUCACUUUAAUGCACAUCAAUCCAGCUCUUGACAUAGGAUUUGUUGGAAAUAAAGAAGGAGUUGUUAUUUUGACACAUUCUCUAUUACAAUCUGCUCCUAUUCAUAUCCAGAUAGACCCAGUGAGUGAGAUAGAAAUUUUGGAAGAUCCGAAUUUGAUAUUAACAAAUGGCAUUGAAAACAGUGUGGUCAGAGUCAUUCUAGUCUUGCAGAGUCAAGAGACAAUUGGCAUCAAAACUAAUAACCUGAUACAAGGCUGGAGGUGUAGAACUGAUGUUCGAAAGUUGAUAAGACCUCAUGGAUUCAGAUGCUUCAUACAAUUCUCUAAUGAUACACUGCCUAUUACUAUUGACCAACUAUUUAAUGUAACCAACAGUUGGGUACCUGAAUCAGGUCAGUAUGCAUGCAAACUGAUUAAUUUGGGAGUAAGUGGAAUGGACAUAUCUGUAUUGAGAACCAACUUGUUACUCUGGGCCUCUACUGAAGAUGGUGAAAUCACAUCAAAGCAACUCAAUAUAAAGUUUUUACCCGGUGUUUUUACACCUCCUGAAGUCACUUUGGCAGAAAAUGUUUUUACAGGUGAAGUCACAGUCAUAGGACUACCAGAAGUGCUUGAUCAAAUAGAGGUGUAUCCAGCUGAUACAAGUAUCCUCUAUGUCAGCAAAGGUAAAUCUGUUAAUGAAACUUCCAGAAAAUAUGAAAUCCAGUUGGUUGAUUAUCACUGGAGACUGGCAGACAUUCAAGAAGCUAUGGGUAUCAUUAUAUCAUCACCAUCAACCAAACAGCAUUUAAAGGUUAUUGUCAAAGUCACUGGAAAUUUAGAAAAACAACUUUGUUCGGUGGGCAGGUCUCCAGUGUUCCUGUUCUUACAGAACUACAAAUAUGCAAUAGCUAUGGCAAUUGCUAUGAUGAUAAUUUUCUUCCUUACAUUUUACUUUUAUUCAAACUAUAUGCAGCCGGUAGUAAAUGUCAAUGUCAAUCCGAGUAGAUUAUUGACUCCCACCCAAACAUUUACUCCAAGUCAAACUUCCCAUCGGUGUGCUGCAAACUUAUCUGCUAACAUGACAAGAAUAACUCCAACCAUCUCCCCAAACACUCCUAAUCGCAGCCAAACGUCCUGCAGAUUCAAUUGUUCUUGUUGUGGAAACACCAGUGGAAGGGAACCAAUAUAUGGAGAUGCAAGCUCUUUUUAUAAUAGUCCUGAAAUUCGGAGGAACAGAAGGUUGAAUUAAAUGUGGGGGACAUGAUAUUUUACUGCAAAAUUCAUUAUUGUUUUUUUUUUACAAGACUGCAAAUAAGAACUCAGGUUUAUAUAUGUACAUAAUACCAUCUCAUUGUAAUAUAAUUUAAAAAAUUCCAUAAUGCAAUUAAAUGCCUUUCACCAUAA